Penicillium argentinense is the source of this 1140-nucleotide messenger RNA. Its product is annotated as putative integral membrane protein. Bases 1 to 1140 code for a protein of 379 amino acids. The transcript is spliced from 5 exons. The record is from RefSeq and is a predicted model, not a curated record. NCBI's taxonomy places the organism in Eukaryota, Fungi, Ascomycota, Eurotiomycetes, Eurotiales, Aspergillaceae.
AUGACGACUCUGUCAACGGCUCGGGGUCGCGGGGCCCUUGCGGUCAGCACCGUCUUUACAUGUCUGGCCACCCUGUUAGUGAUUGUUCGCAUAUACACUCGCGCGGUGAUGGUGAAACGAAUGGGUGCCGAUGACUAUGUCAUUCUAGUUUCUUUGGCUUUCUCCUGGGUUUUUUUUGGUUUGUUUGUCGGCGAGGUUUAUCACGGAAUGGGCGAGCAUUUCAAAUUGAUCCCAGGUGCCAUCUUCAAAGUACAAAUGAUUUGUUUCUGGGCAUCUGUACCCAUCUACCAGACCAGCCUAUUCGCCACCAAGAUGUCAAUCCUUCUUCAAUACCGCCGAGUCUUCUCAACUCCCCGUAUGCGCCUCGCCUGUACCAUGCUCAUUGGCUUCCUCGUGGUCUACGGAACAUGGACCAUCGUCAGCGCCUGGGCAAACUGUGUGCCCUUGGCCAAGUUCUGGGAUCCAUCAGUCCCGGGAUUCUGCUUUGAUAAGAAGGCGCUCUGGUUCUCCAACUCGGCUGUCCACAUUACCACCGAUCUACUCAUUCUGAUCUACCCAAUGCCUGUCCUCAAAUCGCUCCAGCUUCCGAAGAGACAGAAACUUGCGCUUAUGGGCGUUUUUGCGCUCGGUGGAUUUGUGAUGAUUACCAGUAUCCUCCGUCUUCACAGUCUCUUGAUUAUUUCCAACUCCAGUGACCCAACUUAUGACAACGUCGGAGCCGCCGAAUGGUCCGCGAUUGAAUGCAACGUUGCCAUCAUCUGCGCCUGUCUCCCCAGCACAAAACCCAUGCUCUCCAAGCUGCUCCCCCACGUUUUCUCUACCCGCAGCAACGGCUACCGUAGCAAGACGACCCGGCCCUCCCGAACCGGCCGUAGCGCCCUUGGAACUGGCACACACACCCAAAUCCAAGCGUCCGUCAUCGGAAGUCGCGAGCCGAAACAAGACGAAUACGAUCUGGAUGAACUGACGCCCCCUGGCUCUGUCCGCAGCUACAACAAAGAGCAACAGGAGUCCAAAGAGGCCUUUUCAGGAAUUAAAGUGACGACGCUCGUCGAACAGGAGUCGACGUCGCAUCCGGCUCGGUUUGCUAAUGAUGAUACGGGGAGCACAAAGGGACUUGUGCAUAAGCAGAGCUUUUGA